Chanos chanos (milkfish) is the source of this 6162-nucleotide messenger RNA. RefSeq names its product kinesin family member 26Ab (gene kif26ab). The transcript is spliced from 16 exons. NCBI's taxonomy places the organism in Eukaryota, Metazoa, Chordata, Actinopteri, Gonorynchiformes, Chanidae. Gene Ontology annotation, biological process: microtubule-based movement. Gene Ontology annotation, molecular function: ATP binding; microtubule motor activity; microtubule binding. The coding region runs from base 1 to 6162 and encodes 2053 amino acids. The record is from RefSeq and is a predicted model, not a curated record.
AUGGAUCUAUCAAACUCUGCCGGCUCCUCUGGAGCAAGCAAACCGAACCAGAGUCUUAUUGACUUGGGAACAUUCUUCGUGGACUCCGAUAUAAUUUUUGGAUUUACAAGUCAUCUUUUAAGAAGAAAAGCCAAGAUUGAGGGCUGUCCCGGCAGAGAGGCUUCACCCACUCUCGAACCCAGUUCGAGGAAAAGAACUCACUCUGCGGAAGAUUCACGAUGCGCCAGCCGACCACCCCCGGAGGGCGCAGGAUCGGUUACCAUCUCCGAAUCAGACACAGAGGACUGCAAGGCAAACUUGUGCAGACAGUGUCUUAGCAAAGUUUCAGAGCUGAAGAAACAAGCGCUGGCCCUCGCCGAUCCAGCGUCACUAAAGGACCCUGGUUUUGCGGCCUUUCUGUUCGACCAACUCCAGGUGCCCGAUUGGCCGGUAAAAAGUGGUCACGAGGGUAUUCGAUGCCAGGUCUGUGCCACACCGAUUCAACAGCUAAGGCAGCAGGCUCUACAGGGUCUUUGUCCAGACACCAACAUACCACCUCCCAACACCUUCCCAGGGCAUGGUCCUAGGUUCACCGCCCACAGUGUGGUCACACUGUCCUCCAGAAACCCCCCGUCGAGGAUCCCCCACCCUUCACAGAGUGUAAUGGCUGUGGGGGAUAAGAGAAGAGGGCUAGGAUGGAGUCAGGGUGGACCCUCCAGCAUAGGCCCAAAGCCCAGUGUCCAGGUGACUGUUGGGGGUGGACCUCUGACUGGAGCACUGAGUUCAGUGACCAUUCAGGCCCAGCAGUAUCUGGAGGGCAUGUGGAGUAUCUCGCGCGUCAACAACUUCCUGCCGCAGCCUGGCCCGACUCAGGGGCUGGCGGAUGAGUCUUCUCCAGUCACAGAUCUCCUGUCGUCAGACACUGCUGUGUCUAGAGUGUCCCUGGCUCCAUCCCGACAGAGAGGUCACAUUCAGUUUGGACCUCCACCGCCUCCCACCUCCAAUCAGGGUGCCUCUGCUGCAGCCUCCUUCUUCAUCAGGGCAGCCCAGAAGCUCAAUCUCUCAUCGAAACGGAAGAAGAACCAGCCACCGCUGCUACAUCCACAGGAGCCCUCCAUUUAUCCCACCAAUUUCAGCGGCAUUCUCCAGGUCUCACCCCCUCCUGCACCACCAUGCCUGCUCCGUGCUGGGUCCAAGGUCAAGGAAAAUCCAGGAAUGGGAAAGGUGAAGGUGAUGAUGCGAAUCUGUCCAUCCCAGGGGGUUCAGGACUCCUCAGAGUCCAUGUCCUUCUUGAAGGUGGACCCACGUAAGAAACAACUGACCCUCUACGACCCCUCACUCAAUGCACAGCCUACUUCUCCCCACAGACGUGCUGCGCUGGCCGCCCCAAAGAUGUUUGCCUUCGACGCAGUCUUCACACAAGAUGCCUCACAAGCAGAAAUUUGCUCAGGGACAGUGGCUGAGGUGAUCCAGUCCGUGGUGAAUGGAGCAGAUGGAUGCAUUUUCUGCUUUGGUCAUGUAAAACUUGGCAAGACAUACACCAUGAUUGGUAGGGAUAGCUCAACCCAGAGUUUGGGUGUCAUUCCUUGUGCCAUUUCCUGGCUCUUCAAACUCAUCAACGAACGCAAGGAGAAGACCGGCACGCGAUUCUCUAUCCGUGUGUCGGCUGUAGAGAUCUGUGGGAAAGAGGAAACCCUGCAGGACCUCCUCUCUGAUGUCUCCACUGGCAGUCUGCAGGACGGUCAGUCCCCAGGGGUCUACCUGAGGGAAGACCCCAUAUGUGGCACUCAGCUCCAGAAUCAGAGUGAGUUACGGGCCCCUACGGCAGAGAAGGCAGCACUGUUUCUGGAUGCAGCAAUUGCUGCACGCAGUACCAGUCGGCCUGACGCUGAUGAAGAGGACCGACGUAACUCACACAUGCUCUUCACCCUCCACAUCUACCAGUACCGCAUGGAGAAGAGUGGGAAAGGUGGAAUGUCUGGUGGUAGGAGCAGACUGCACCUCAUCGACCUGGGGAGUUGUGAGAAGGUGUUAAGUAAGAGUCGGGAUGGUGGAGGGGGUCUUUGUCUGUCACUUACAGCCUUAGGCAAUGUCAUCCUGGCUUUGGCCAAUGGAGCUAAACACGUACCAUACCGGGACAGUAAACUGACCAUGCUGUUGCGGGAAUCACUUGGGAACAUCAACUGUAGGACGACCAUGAUUGCUCAUAUAUCUGACUCUCCAGCUAAUUAUGCAGAGUCCCUUAGUACCAUACAACUGGCUUCCCGAAUCCACCGUAUGAGGAAGAAGAAAUCAAAGUAUGCUUCCAGUUCGUCUGGAGGGGAGAGCUCCUGUGAGGAGGGAAGGAUACGCCGACCACCACAUUUAAGACCUUUCCAUCCUCGGACAGUAGCCUUGGACCCUGACCUCCCCUCACUGCUCAGUGAUCCAGACUACUCUUCCAGCAGUGAGCAGUCGUGUGACACUGUUAUUUAUGUUGGUCCUGGUGGUGCAGCCUUAUCUGACCGAGAGCUCAGUGACAAUGAAGGCCCACCAGCUUUUGUUCCCAUCAUUCCCUCCCUGAAUAGAAAACACAGAGGGAAAGUAGGCCAGGUUGACCAUGACCACUUCAAAUGUAACACGUUUGCUGAACUGCAGGAACGACUUGAGUGCAUUGAUGGGAGUGAGGAACCAACAGCUUUUGUUGGGGAAGCCAAGGGAAGUCAGUCAUGCCUCAAGCCAGACAGUAGUACAAAUAAGCCCAAAGAAGGGGCUACCUCCCUCUCAGUUUCUCCAAAGACGCCAACCAAAGCGUUCUCUUCUUUGCAGGCCACUGCAUCCCCCAAGCAAUCCCACUGUAUAGUCAAUAGCCUGUCCAGCAGCCCCCAUCUCAAGUCCAAACUAGAACAUUCCAAAUGGCAAAAUGCCAUUGGUUCUGAGAGAGAAGCCUCUGAUAAUAAUGUGUGCAGGACAAAUGCAGAUGGUGAAAAACUACAGCAGUCAAACAGCUCAGUACAUUGCAGCCCGGGAAAACAAGGCCGAUCAACACCAACACAAAUCUCUGAGCCCGUGGUGCGAGAGAAGACCUUCCUCAACAAAAAAUCAUUACCCAAACCUGCUCCCCCACCACCGCAGGAAAAAGAAUUCAACAGGAACAAUGGCUGUUCUGAAGAAAGCUGUGCUACGAGAAUGCCACCUGUAGGAAUGAGUCAUCAAGCCCAGAAACGAGGGGAGUCAAAUGCGAACUCCCCUGUCUUGAGUCGGUCUCAUCAGAUGAGUUCCAGAGCCCCUGUGGAGGUGUGCCAGAUAAGGUCCACCCUCAGAGAACGAUGUCUGGACAGAGACAUCUUAAGGACUACAGUAACUCUCCAGCAACCAGUAGAGUUAAAUGGAGAAGAUGAGCUUGUGUUCACCCUUGUGGAAGAACUCUCUAUUGGAAGCAUUGUUGAUAAUGGGAGGCCCUCUAGUAUCAUCAGCUUCAACAGUGACUGCUCCUUGCAGGCCCUUGCCUCAGGGUCCCGGCCAGUAAGCAUUAUCAGCAGUAUCAAUGAUGAGUUUGAUGCUUACACAUCCUCUGUUGGUGCAUCUGAAAUGAACAUUGAGAUGGUUGCACCAUUGCAGGAGGAAGCUUUUGUGGGCAGCAGUGGUUCCUCAGUUAGCUCUUGGCUCAGUGAAGUUAGUGUGUGCACUAUGGAGAGUGAGGGGACCCAAUCUGCUGAUGUAUUUCUACCACAUGGAGCGCAUAUUGGCCUGGAGAGGUCCUUAUGCCUUGACUCCCUUGGCAUGUUACAUAGUAACCCCCUCAAGGAGCCCAAGAGCUCACUGAAUGACAGUGGCUUCUGCUUCUCUGAGUUAGAUAGUGACAGCGCCACCUCAAGCAAACUUUCUCUGAGCAAGUGUCCUUCAUCCCCAGAAUCUACUAAAGCUUCUGCCAGAGAUUCACCAAAAAUAGCAAAAGCUAACACUCUGAAUGGAUCCCAGCCCCAACCCUUACAAGACCCUCAUGGUAUACACUCCAGUCUUCCCAGAAAACUGAAAUCUACCUCAUCCACAGCCCAGAGUAGUAGCAACAGUGGGAACAACAGUACCAGCUGGAGACAAGAGUCUCAGAGACAAGAGGGUAAGCCAGACAACCCCUGGCAACGGAUAACAAGCCUCUCUGAGUCUCCUGUGCCAUCCAGUUCAAAUCCCUCUUUUAAGCUAGUGAAAAAUGGAGUGAGUGGCAUACCCUCCAAAAAAACAAGCCUGAAUAGCAACAGUGUACCUCGGAUGCCCAAAACGCAGGGACCUAACUCAUCUCAAAGGGUGGUGGAUGGAUGCGAAAAAUCAAGCAGUAAUAAGAGAGUUGAGGCUCCCACCAAAAUGCCACAGCUUAGACGAGGUGCAACUACACUUGGAACUGUCCCUGUGAUACAUGCAUCUGCAGAUGCCAAGGACAGUCAAGAUACUGGCUCAUUAACAGGGAGUCUUAAAUUCUCCUCUCUGGGCAAGAACGGAAAGGCUAAUAGACAGGAUGGCAGUAUGUUGCCAAAACCUGGCAGCAGCAUAUCACCCCCUCCACCUCCACCAGUACGCAAGUCCAGUCUGGAUCAGAAGAACAGGAUUCUGUUGCCUCCAAGUGCCUUAAAGUUGGCAUAUGAUGCAGGAAAAUCCUCAACACCUAGAGGAACAGGGUCAGAGGAUGAAAUUGAACUCCGGUACAGAGGAGAGUCCAACAGCCUCAAAACAUCAAGCUUGAGGACAGACCACAGCUUAGUGAAAUCAACUUCCAGUCUCAAGGCAAGAGGAACAAGAGGUGAUUGUGGGCAGAUGUAUGGCAGUCAGAUGUCUCUGGAAAGAUGCGACAGUUUGUCAUCCUUGGGAUCAAAGCCAGUACUUAGUCGAGAGAACAGUGGGGCCAGCCUCAAUGGAACUGGAAAGGCAAGCAGGCCUGUUGCACGGUUUGGAACACCAGUUGCUACCUCUUCUCCCAUCGCUAGUUCCCCACCUUCUUGUAUUAGCCCAGGUAAUUUUCCUGGUAAAAAUGGUCUGGUCAAAGGGGGCUUAAGUACUCGACCACCGGUUGUCAGUGGCAACAAGGCUCGCACACUAUCUACUGGCACUUCUAAAGCCCUAAACUCUUCCACCAAAUCUCUUGCAGCACCCACAACAAGAAAUGCCAAUCUCCCGCCAUCCGGAAAGGCAGCUGUAACUCGAGCAACAACAGGAGGAAAUUGUAAACCUACAAGGGGCACAAUAAUGGGUACUAAGCAAGCCAUACGGGCUGCCAACAGCCGAGUUACGGAGCUUGUAUCAGGAAGUCCAUCUGGUAAAAACUUAAGAGGAUCAGGAGAUUCAGACAGUGGCAACGACAGUGGAGUUCACAUCAGUGAUGACAAGCCCACCCCCAUUCCCAUAUUGCCCUCUCCCUACAGUAAGAUCACAGCACCCAGACGGCCUCAGCGGUAUAGUAGUGGUCACGGAAGUGAUAACAGCAGUGUCCUGAGUGGUGAGUUGCCUCCUGCCAUGGGACGAACUGCUCUUUUCUACCACAGUGGAGGGAGCAGUGGGUAUGAGAGCAUGAUCCGAGACAGUGAGGCGACUGGCAGUGCUUCAUCAGCCCAUGACUCUAUGAGUGAAAGUGGGAUGUCUUCCUCUGGACGUACAAGGAGCUCCAAAGUACCCAAGAAGAGGUCAAAUGGACUCCAGAGGAGACGUCUCAUUCCUGCUCCUCUCCCAGAUACCUCAUCUCUAGGGAAGAAGACUGGUGCCACAGGCCAGUGGGUAGACUUGCCUCCUAUGUCAGGUCCACUUAAGGAACCUUUUGAGAUCAAGGUGUAUGAGAUUGACGACGUAGAACGGCUACAAAGACGAAGACAGGAGGAAACAACUGAGGGUCUGUUGUAUUUUAACUCCAAGCUUAAGGUGUUGGAGAGGCGGCAACAGCGAAUAAGGGAGCUGAGAAUAAAACAUGAGGCUCUGAAGGAUGAGCUGGAGGACACUAAGUCAAGGCUGAUGAUGAAUCCCAGCAAGUGGUUAGGAGAAUUUGAAGUUGAACCAGAUUUGGACAAGGAAUCGCAGGAAUACCUGGAGGCCCUGGAGCAGGUCACAGGUGAACUGGAGUACUGUGUCAACCUAUGCAAGUCCCGUGUCAUGAUGGUUACCUGCUUCGACAUCCGAGUACCGUCCGAUCUACAAGAGGGACUGCGAGAGGUGGAAGUGUGA